Xenopus laevis (African clawed frog) is the source of this 2602-nucleotide messenger RNA. RefSeq names its product praja ring finger 2, E3 ubiquitin protein ligase L homeolog (gene pja2.L). Gene Ontology annotation, molecular function: ubiquitin protein ligase activity. The record is from RefSeq and is a predicted model, not a curated record. Gene Ontology annotation, cellular component: nucleus; cytoplasm. The transcript has 9 exons. Gene Ontology annotation, biological process: ubiquitin-dependent protein catabolic process. NCBI's taxonomy places the organism in Eukaryota, Metazoa, Chordata, Amphibia, Anura, Pipidae. The coding region runs from base 162 to 2102 and encodes 646 amino acids.
UUCUCGCGAAGUGAGACUUGGGUCGUCUGGAUCAGGUGUCCGGAAGGAGUCAAGGAGCUAGACCUUAACGACACUGCUAGGCUUUUAAACAGCGAUCUGGACUGCGCGUUGUGUUUAGAAAAUCGGGAUUGUCCCGGGGGAAAAGCGGACUGCUGGGCGUGAUGGGUCAGGAAGUAUGCAAAUCAGCCUGGUCUAAGUCAGCUGGAAGCUCUCAGACCAUCACUGGGCGGAGGUACGGAAGAAGGCAUGCGUAUGUGACCUUUCGGCCUUCUAUAAAGAGCCCAAACAGAGCAUCAUGUCAGCAAAUCAGAGAAUGUGAAGGACUGGAACUUGAUGAUGUGCAGAAAGAAAAAGAUUUAAUUUCCAUGGAAAGCUGUGAUUCACCUCUGUACAACAAUAUUUUAAUAUCUGACUUGCAGCAAGACAACAAAUUGAAAGCAAUGGCUGAUGUUACAUCUUUAAUUACAGAAGUAGAGGAACAUGGAUGUAGCCAGUCCAUAUGUAAAAAAAAUAAGACUCUUACUAGGCAUGUACCACAUACAUAUCAAAAUGGUAUUUCUUUUUUAAAUAUUGACUCUUUUGAGCCAGACAGUAGCGAUGGAGAGGAAAGCUGUCACAUUACAGAGGAUUUUAUGUUGGCUGAGGGGACUAGCAAAAUUGAAAAAUCCUUAGAAAAAAAACUCUCUGAGUUUGAUGAGAUGGGGACAUUUUAUGAGAUGGAGUCUGAGUUACAAAGUAAAAAUCACGGUUGGGCAAAAGACAGAUUAUCAGAAAUAUGGCCUGUAUCUUUAUGCAAGAGUUCCCAAAUUGAUUUCGGGACCUCCCAUGGCAAGUGGAAUAUGUCAAUGAAAUCAGAGGAUGAAGCCACUGGAGUAGCAUCACUGGGUAUUUCUGAAUUGCAGCCAAGGAAAAACAGGACUGAUUUAACAUCAAAAUAUUCUGUUGGAUUUUAUUCUGAAACUGCUUCUAAUAGCACUACAAUGGAGCAAGAUAGUUUAGCUGAACCAGUUGUCCGACCAAAAGUUAGAAAGCAAUGUACAACUUAUUGCAAUAAUAAUUCUACCCUACUGGAUGAAGAAAAGGACAACUCAACAGUCCAAAGGAGCAAUCGAGGAGCACUAGUCAAAGUAGAAAGUUCCUGCAGAGAUGAAAGGAGUCGCCGGCAUGUGGAAGUUGGUAGUGAUGACGGAGCAAGAAAAAAAAUCAAGAGCAUUUGCAAGGAGCAAGAUUAUACAGACUGCCAAGUUGAUAAACCUGCAGUGGAUGAUACAUUUUGGGAUGACUUUGAAGUCAUGAAAUUGUCUGACUCCAUUAAGGACGACGAAAGCUCUGAUUGCAGUGAUGGAGAAUGGUCUACAUGCUUGCCUUCAUAUUUUUCUUCGGACAAAGACCAUACCUCAAGUGACGAAAGCUGGGAAACACUGCCUGGGGAUUUUUGUUUUCAAGUUGAGGAACAGAUUUCUUUGGAAGAUGGAGAAAUUCCUUGGCUGCAGUACCAUGAGGAUAUUGAAAGCAGCACUGAUGAAGAAAACGAAAUUGGCAACCAGUUUGCACACCCUGGAUUUUUCAUGUUAGAUGGCAAUAACAAUUUGGAGGAUGAUUCAAGUAUCAGCGAAGACUUGGAAGUUGAAUGGAGAUUGCUUGAUGAUUUCGGUGAUGGACUAGGAGUUGCACAAGCCAUGUCCUAUAUGGACCCUCAGUUUCUUACAUAUAUGGCUCUAGAGGAGCGUCUUGCCCAGGCUAUGGAGACUGCUCUAGCACAUUUGGAAUCACUUGCUGUGGAUAUGGAACAGGCUCACCCACCCGCUACUAAAGAAAGCAUAGACUGUCUCCGACAGGUCAUUGUUGGUGAAGACCAUAAUAGUCAAGAGCAGUGCUGUGCCAUCUGCUGCAGUGAAUAUAUCAAAGGUGAAAUAUUAACUGAACUACCAUGUCACCACCUUUUUCAUAAGCCUUGUGUUACAAUUUGGCUACAAAAAUCUGCGACCUGUCCUGUUUGUCGCCAUGUUCUUGCGUCUUCACUCACUGACGCUGCUGCAACAUCUUUCCUGUCCGAUCACGAGAGUCCCCCUUCAAUCCACAGUGCAGCAGGAACCCGAUAGAGACAACUACUAAUAAUUACAGUAAAGCUUGUUUUCAAAAAGGUGUACCAUAUAAAGUCUAGAAAUGAUUAUACAGAUGCACAGUUAUAGUAUAAUCUAUAAAAUAGUUUAGAGAAUAUCAAAGACUUUGUAAGCAUUAGGUUUACAGCAUAAGCUUAAGCAUUUUGAGUAAUGCACUGUAAUUAUAACAUCAUUACACCAGGUUUGUGUUAACCUUUAGCUUGGUUCUCUGUUUGUUUCUUUUUGCCUAUUUUUUUUUGUAAUGUGGCACAAUGUUUGUGCAGUUAGAGCUUUGAAAAAAACGUUUUGUUUCUCUUUUCUUUAAUGCCUUUCAGUCGGUCCGAAGUUAUCUGAAAACAACGUUUCUGUUCCUACCAGAAGUGAACACUUGUGCCCCUUUGUAACCUUUCAUGUUUGCAUCAAAUGUGAUAACGUUUUGUGAUUAUACCAAUGGUAUAAACCACACAUUCCACUGGAAAUAAAAUGCACAAUGAAACAUG